Messenger RNA from Xyrauchen texanus (razorback sucker), 2628 nucleotides. Its product is annotated as gamma-tubulin complex component 5-like. Lineage: Eukaryota; Metazoa; Chordata; Actinopteri; Cypriniformes; Catostomidae. The record is from RefSeq and is a predicted model, not a curated record. Gene Ontology annotation, biological process: spindle assembly; meiotic cell cycle; cytoplasmic microtubule organization. Gene Ontology annotation, cellular component: spindle pole; centrosome; gamma-tubulin complex. The annotation marks the transcript as partial. Gene Ontology annotation, molecular function: gamma-tubulin binding; microtubule minus-end binding. The transcript is spliced from 13 exons.
AUGAGACUGUGACCCUCUCAGCUGUGUUAGAACGGUUAAGCCCUCAUUUGGCUCAGAUCACAGUGCUUCACAGGGUUUUCUGCACCGGAGUGGCUGAGGUCCCUCCCGGAACGCCCAAUGUGUUACGAGCCUCACACUUACUCAACACACUUUACAAGGCCAUCAUAGAAUAUGACAGUGUGGGCGAGGCCUCCGAGCAGUCCGUGGCUCUUCUUUUCUCUCUCUGGGUAGAAACAGUCAGGCCAUACCUUGAGAUUGUGGACGAAUGGAUUGUUCAUGGUCACUUAUUUGACCCAGCCAAAGAGUUUAUAAUUCAGAGGAACAAGGAUGUACCAGUAAACCACAGGGACUUCUGGUAUGCCACUUACACACUGUACAGCAUAUCAGAGCCUGUGGAGAGCGAUGAGAGGCUCAGUGAUGCUGCCAGUGGAAGCUCCGGGGGGGAGCAGUCCUCUAGUAGCAGACAACACACCAUGGUGUCCUUCCUCAAGCCUGUACUUAAGCAGAUCAUCAUGGCAGGCAAAUCCAUGCAGCUGCUGAAGAACCUGGACUGCAAGGAGACCGAGCAAGCAGAUGGCUCCUCCAGAGAUGCGGAAAGGAAGAGUCUGUACACACUUUUCCUGGAAUCAGUGCAGACACGCCUUCGCCAUGGAGAAGAGUCGCCCACAAAUACAGUUACAGAGCAACAGGCUACUAAGAAAAGCCUGAUCAAGAUGCAGUCCGUUGUGGCACGGCAUCUGGAGCUGGAUGACAUCCAUGACCCCCUUCUGGCUAUCAAUUUUGCAAGGCUAUAUUUAGAACAGAAUGACUUCCAUGAGAAAUUCUCUGGUGGUAGUGUGAUUUUGGACCGUUCCUCAGAAUCUGUUACAUGUCAGACAUUUGAGCUCACCCUACGCUCCUGUCUGUACCCACAUAUUGUGAGGAGAUACAUUGAAUGCUGCGGAAACCUCAUGAGAACCCUGAAGAAGGACUAUAGGCUACUGGGAUACUUGCAGGCAAUGAGAAACUACUUCCUCUUGGAGGCUGGGGACACUAUGUAUGAUUUCUACACAGCCAUCUUUGACAAAGUUCUGGAGAAGGAGAGCUGGCAGCAGCUAGCAUUUCUUAAUGUUCAGCUGCAAGAGGCUGUUGGACAGCGACACCCAGAGGACAGCAGUCGGCUGUCAAUAUGUCUUGAAACGAUUGACCCUGCAAGAAAAAAACAGCCAGUCAAUAACCUUGAUGGUCUUACACUGAGUUAUAAGGUUCCAUGGCCUGUAGAUAUUGUUAUUAGUUCAGAGUGUCAGAAAAUCUACAAUCAGGUCUUCCUACUGUUACUUCAAAUCAAAUGGGCUAAAUAUAGUUUGGAUACAUUGCGAUUCAGUGAUUUGACGGUAGCUGCCAAUAGGCAAGAAGGAGGCCAGUCUGAGGAGAGCACAGUCAAAGAGCCCAUAAACCAGCAGAUUCACCGAAUGUUUCUCCUGAGAGUCAAACUUAUGCACUUUGUCAACAGCCUGCACACCUACAUUAUGACAAGGAUCCUUCACAGUACAGGUCUUGAAUUUCAGCAUCAAGUACAGGAGGCAAAGGACCUGGACCAGCUCAUCAAAAUCCACUAUAGAUACUUGUCCACCAUUCAUGACCGAUGCCUGCUCAGAGAGAAAGUCAGUUUUGUGAAGGAGGCCAUCACGAAGGUGCUAAAUUUGGUGCUCAUCUUCUCUGACAGAUGGCAGGCUGGUUUUGGGGCCUGGAAAAUUGAGUCGAUUGACAAAAUGGAGUCAGAUUUGAAAAACUGUCACAUGUUUCUGGUGACUAUUUUAAACAAGGCUGUGUGCAGAGGCUCAUUUCCUCAUUUGGAGUCCUUGGCGCUGUCGCUAAUGGCUGGAUUUGAACAGUGUUAACAAACAGAACAUGGUUAUUCAAUCCAAAGCACUGAACACAAGACCAAUUAUGUAUUGUACUACUGUAUGAUGGCUGCUGUACUGUUGUUGCUCAUCUUGACCAUCAUAGUACAUCAGAAGUCACAGUUUGUGUCUGUAAACAGAGUAAAACACGUGUUACAGUGGUCUGUCUACAGCACAGAUAAUGCUACAAGAUGAAGUGGCAUUUUGUGGGCAGUCUGACUGGUACUUUUUCGUCAUUGUGUUGGCCUGUGUUAUGGUUGAAUAUGUUAGAUUUAUGUAAAAUGUCAGUGUCCCCUACGUAAAUAUAGUGGAUAUGCGAGAAAAGUAGACAUCCCUUCUGAAACCAACCCAAUAUGGUUUUAGCUAGUCUCCCAUCCUGAUCAGGCUGGUCUGUUUGCUGAUUUUAGAGGGGUCUUGUACACUUUCAUUGGUCAGGCUGUGAGAUAUGCUGAUGCUUGGAGACCUGCUUUAAACCACUCAAGACCAGCAAACCAUCUUAGGCUUGUAAGCUUUGUUUUUUUUUAUGUCAAUAACAAUUCAGUGUUGUGGUGUUUUAAAUAUGUAUGAUAAACUCAACAAUGAAUAGCAUCUGAACUAAAACUCAAAGACAAGAACUGUACAGAAUAUCAACUACAUUUGGAAAUUGUAGAGUAAAUUUGUAUGCAUUUAAAACUUUGUAUGUGUUGUUUGCUUAAUGCUGUUAACAUUGUGCUGAAUAAAAAAUGCAUAUAUUAAAGUCCUUUCC